Nezara viridula (southern green stink bug) is the source of this 2842-nucleotide messenger RNA. Lineage: Eukaryota; Metazoa; Arthropoda; Insecta; Hemiptera; Pentatomidae. The record is from the annotation of a GenBank genome assembly.
GAUAACCUGAGAUCUCCAUGUCAAACUUGGUGGUCUGAGGUUGAAUUAGACUAGAUUCUUUGAGUAUUUUAUGAUUAUUAAGUUGUGUAUUAUAUACAGUUAAGUAAAAUGACUGCUGUAGAUUGGGAAGAAGUUAAACGCUUGGCAGCUGAUUUUCAGCGAGCCCAAUUGACUUCAACAUCUCAAGUCCUUUCUGAACGAAAUUGUGUUGAAAUAAUCACCAAGUUGAUUGAGUCAAACCUCUUAGAAGUAAUAUUUACUACAGAUGGUAGGGAAUAUAUUACACCUCAAUAUCUCUUGAAAGAAAUUAAAGAUGAGUUGUAUGUUAGUAGAGGAAGGAUAAAUUUGGUCGAACUUGCUAAAACAUUAAAUGUAGAUCUAAGUCACAUAACAGCUCGAAUACCAGAAAUAGAAAAAUCAUCAGGAUGUUCCAUUAUAAUGGGACAGUUAAUUAACAAAAACUAUCAGAGGACUAUUGCUGAGGAAAUAAAUGAAAGGUUACAAAGAGAUGGUCAAAUAACAACAGCUGAUCUUACUAAAUUAUAUGAUCUUCCAGGAGAUUUUUUGCAGUCUGUUCUUGAGAGAAACUUAGGAAAAAUAAUUAAAGCUAAACAAGAUAAAUCAGAUUCCAGAGUUUUUUUUACCCAAGCUUUUAUUGAAAAAUGUAAAGGUAUUGUAAAAGGGGCCUUACGAGCUUUAACCAGGCCAACACAAGUGUCAGCUAUUCUCGAAGCUACUGAUCUCCAAGAGAGAGAUUUUUACUAUGCUUAUGAUUGUUUGGUAGAAGAUAAGCAAACAUUUGGAUCUCUUACUGCAAGACAAGGAAAUGCUACAUUUAUACCUCAGAUGUAUACAAAACAGCAAAGUGAUUGGGUUCAAAAUUUCUACAAACAAAAUGGAUAUUUAGAGUAUGACGCUCUAACCAGACUGGGAAUAUCGGAUCCUGUCUCUUUCGUGCGAAGGAAUUACAGUGACCUACUGCAUUUACCUACUUGUGCUGUUGGGUCUCUGUUGAUUGAUCAAAUAGAGGCAGCAGUGGAAGAUGCCAUAUCAUCAAAUUCAUUUGUUGAUCUUAUGAUGAUUGUUCCAUCCAUAUUCAGCCCUGAUGAUGUGGCUAAAGUGCUUGAAGCUGUUAUGAAACGGAGCAAAGGGAAAUCAGCACCUCUCAUUUUCUCAGAUACAGUACUCAUUUCUGAAGGAUUUGUACAGGAAGUUCUUAAACCCUUUACAGAUAAAGGUAUUAUACAGAAGAAAGCACAACAGGCUAUCAAUGAUGGGAGCUACAUACAGCUUCAGAUGGAAAAGAAACUAGGUCGUUCUUUGGGAAAAGAAAAAAUGGAUGAUAAUUUUGACAGUAAGGCUGACAAGAAAGAAGAAAGACGAAAGAAAGCAGGAAGUGGAAAAAGUGGAGGCGGAACUCAGGGUCGAGAGACAAAAACAAAAGCUGCUCCUAAAAAAAAAGGUCGUUCCAGAAAAGAAAGUGGUGGUUCUGAAAAUGAAGUGAUCGAUAAAAAAUUAGAAUUUUUCACACCAGAAGAGGUUGAAGGUGAAUUAUCAAGUAAUAAGAAUCUGGAAGAACUUGAAGAUAGUGGAGUUUUAACAGACUUUGCAAGACAUAUUACUCCGCUUCUUAAUAAGACAACUUAUGAAACCACUGCCAGACUCUUUGAAGAAACUUUAGUCUCUGGUGCUAGCCAAAGAAGAAAAGCUCAUGUAGAGCUUGAAAACAAGCUAGAAAAUUGGUUGCUGGAAUUAAAACUAACUGAACGCUCAAUUAAAUUGUUUCCAUUUGCUGAUACUCAGUCACGACUUACAGCAUCAGUAUUAAGAAUGGUUGGAACAGAAGUUGUGAAUGCUAUAUUUUCCUAUGCUACGUCAGCAGAUGGAAGUAGUCCAGUUGAUCCUAAACAAAUUACAGCUGAAAUGAGGACGAAACUUUUGGCUGAUGUAAAUGGAGAUUUGCACGAUGCACUCGCUAGCCUGCAUAAAACCCUUUAUGGAAAUAGCCUAGAAGAAUUUAUUAGUUCAGCAGAAGCUGCCUUAUCAUUAACUGGGCUUCUUGGUAGAAAGUCAGAUAAGAAAAAAGAAAAGCAAUUCAUACAUAAGAGAAGAGAAUAUCUUUUGUCGGAACUAUCUAUCGAGACUACACCUGCUCUCGUCUUACAAUUAGCAACGCUCACCUUGUUUCAAGCUGCAACAGGCCAUAUCCUCCAAGUUAGUGGCAAGUUUGUACCUACAAUAUUGGCCUUCCUAAAACCUCAUCUCACAGAUGAAGAGAAUGCUAUUCUUCAAGCAUAUCAAGAUAAGUUAUUGAAAUUAUUAUCCGUCGACAGUGAAGAAAUGGAGGCAGAAUUAAAAACAAUCCUCAGUGAAGAAAUGCCUAAAAUAAAAGAAUUAGCAACGACCUAUAAGAAGAUGAUUCAAAAAGACAAUUAAUUUAUUACUUUUGUACAAAAUUUUUAUACAGUUUUUUUAAGUUUAAAAAGCUUUUAUUUAAUUCUUCAAAGUUCAAAACUAUAUGUGGAUCAUUCAAAAAUACACAAAAACAGCAAUAUGUAUAAAUUAAUAUUUUGAUGUCCUUGGAAUUCGUCGAAAUGUUGUAUAAUAAAAAAAACUGUUAUAAAUAUUGAAAAAAUUAAAUAAAAUCAGAACUCGAAAAGAAAUUAGUGUUUUUCAUGUGUAAUAUGAUUCUUUGAAAAACCUAGGAAUGUGACAGGAAAUGGAACUAAAUGAAAAUGCAAGUUCAUAAAACAUAGGUUUGUUAAAGGAGAAUAACAUAGGUUAUUACAGGAUUGAUAUUUCAAAAAUUAAACUUUUUUUUUUGUUGCAAAAACAGGACCUG